AUGGGCAUCCAAAAAAUAUCCAGAGUACAGGACAUGGUUCUGCACCACUCCACACCGCGGCGCGACUCCCGAGCGCGGCGCGACUCCCGAGCGCGGCGCGACUCCCGAGCGCGGCGCGACUCCCGAGCGCGGCGCGACUCCCGAGCGCGGCGCGACUCCCGAGCGCGGCGCGACUCCCGAGCGCGGCGCGACUCCCGAGCGCGGCGCGACUCCCGAGCGCGGCGCGACUCCCGAGCGCGGCGCGACUCCCGAGCGCGGCGCGACUCCCGAGCGCGGCGCGACUCCCGAGCGCGGCGCGACUCCCGAGCGCGGCCGCGGCGCGACUCCCGAGCGCGGCGCGACUCCCGAGCGCGGCGCGACUCCCGAGCGCGGUGCGCGACUUUCGAGGGCGCGUGA
Molecule: messenger RNA, 396 nt
Organism: Ixodes scapularis (black-legged tick)
Lineage: Eukaryota; Metazoa; Arthropoda; Arachnida; Ixodida; Ixodidae
Exons: 4
Coding region: 1-396 (131 amino acids)
Source: RefSeq, a predicted model, not a curated record